UACACUGUUAUUACUAUAAUUCAGAACGUGAAACCAUACUGAUUAUUUUCUUCUCAGUCAUAACUGGUCAGCGAUUAGUACCGUGUGUCCUUUUUUAUACAUUUCAUUUCAAAAUAAACCAACCAUAAUGUAUCAAUGGUUAAAAUCUGGUUCACUUAAAAGGCCUACAUGUGAAAUAGAAGCAGAUAAUUCUGUGAAUGAUGUGAAUGAAGUUCAGUGUACUGAUCAACAUAGUACAUCUAGCUCUGACUCAAAUCGCCGUAAUGUAAACUCGAAGAGUACCGUAGGAACUAAAGUGAGAAAGUAUAACACUGAAUAUUUACAAUUAGGAUUUACAUUUGCUGGGACUGAAGAUGAACCAAAACCACAGUGUGUUAUUUGCUUGGAGAUCUUGUCCAAUGAAAGUAUAAAACCUUCCAAAUUACGACGCCAUUUUGAGACAAAAAAUGGCGAAUUUACUAGUAAGUCUUUGGAUUUUUUUGUAGCCAAGUUAGGAGAAUUUAAAAAAUCACAAAAAGUGAUGAAAUCUUCGACAAGUUUAAGUGGUAAUAAAAAAGCCACUUUAGCUUCAUACGAAGUCGCUCAACUUGUUGCAAAAUCUGGUAAGGCUCAUACCAUAGCCGAAGAACUAAUUCUUCCUGCUGCAAUUGUCCUCUGCAAAACAAUGUUAGGUGAAUCUGCAGCAAAGUUGAUUAGUUCUGUCCCCCUAUCUAAUAAUACAAUUCAAAGAAGAAUUACUGAUAUGUCUGCAAAUAUUGAAGAAACACUAUUUACAAGGCUGUCUACAAGUGACAAGUUUGCAUUGCAACUAGAUGAGAGUACUGACAUAGCAAGUAAGUCAUCUAUGUUGGUUUUUGUCCAUUUUAUAUGGGAAAAACAGUUAUUUGAAGAUUUUUUGUUUUCAUGCGAGCUCCUACAUACUUCGGCAAAAGAUAUAUUUGAAGCUAUUGAUAAGUUGUUUACAGAGCAUGGCAUUUGGUGGGAAAAUAUGCGUUUGAAUAACCACUGA
Daktulosphaira vitifoliae (grape phylloxera) is the source of this 1009-nucleotide messenger RNA. Its product is annotated as zinc finger BED domain-containing protein 5-like. The coding region runs from base 128 to 1009 and encodes 293 amino acids. The transcript has 2 exons. NCBI's taxonomy places the organism in Eukaryota, Metazoa, Arthropoda, Insecta, Hemiptera, Phylloxeridae. The record is from RefSeq and is a predicted model, not a curated record.